Molecule: messenger RNA, 954 nt
Organism: Lottia gigantea (owl limpet)
Lineage: Eukaryota; Metazoa; Mollusca; Gastropoda; Lottiidae
Exons: 5
Coding region: 1-582 (193 amino acids)
Source: RefSeq, a predicted model, not a curated record
AUGGCGGAGUUUGUUGACUUGAAAAUUUCAGACGGAAGUCCUAGUUGUGAUCUUGAAUUUAGAAGCGCAAUUUACGAACAAAUUGACCAAAUAAUAGGUCAAAAUACUACCUUGUCAGACUCUCAGAGGGAACGAUGUAAAUCAAGAUUUAGAAAGGUAUAUGAAUGUCUACAAUCACAAAAAAAUGAAUAUGAAGCAGAAGAUAAUGCUGUAAAAGAGGUUGCUUCAAUGAGAAAGAAAUAUCCAGUAGCUAUCAAAAAAGCCUAUACAGCAAUUGUUAAUCAAGAAACCCUUGCUUUGAGUACAUGUACUAUCAAGCCAGAGCCUACCAACCACUGUGAAGAAACAGUAGUCAAUACAGAUGAAGAUGUUGUAAAUGAAUUCAAAGACAUGAAAAAUGUACUUGUCUCCCUUACUGAGAGUACAUCUAAUUUAACUAUGAAAGCAGAACGUUUAAAAGAGGCCAUGGAUAUAGAAAAUGGAAAUAAAGUACAACAAAAGACUCAUAUAAGUGAUUGUAGUAGUCCACUUCGAAAACGACAUAAGACUCUUAACGAAACAAAUCAUAUACAGAGUAGUUGAAGGAAGGAGUGUUUUUACAUAAUAUUGGUUUAAGGAACAACAUUUCUUAGGAUUUUUAAUAACCCUUCAGCAAUGAAAAUGAAAAAAACUUAUGUAUCACAGUAUGCAAAAAUGUUGUUACUUGCAAUAGAACAGUGGUGUGAUGUAAGAUGAUUUAUAUCGAAAUGAAUAAAUUCAUACAUUUGUAUUUAUGUACUAAAGAAGAGUAUAUUUUUUUUUGAAAAAUUUCAGAUUUUAAUGUUUUAUAUUUUAGUUCUAGAAAAGCUCAUUUGUUAUUAUGUUAUGAUUUUUUUUUAGCUUAUAUAAUGCAAUUCAGUUUUAAAAUAAUAUACUCCUCAUGACAGAUAUUAACCUAUUAAAGAUAAAUGUAGU